GCUGGGAGGUUCCAUGCAACGCGUGCGACGAGAUACGUCCAGCGGAAUCGAUGACAAACGACUAAUUCCAAUAAUGCAUAUUGGACGGCGGCGUUAACGUCGUGUCCUGACCGCUUCCGGUAGCGAGAGCACCGUUCAGCGCUUCGGAUAUGCGAUACAAGGAGAACUACUUGUGAAACUGUUGUAUUUUGCGACAAACUCUGAAGAUGCAUUUUUCAACGGCUUGGUAUCAUCAGCCUUGCUUUGUUGAGCGGUGGACACUGUUGUCAGUAGUGCUUUUGAUGCAAGUGGAGCUCUUCAGCUGUGUCUUUACAGAUGCGCUGCCGGAAUUUCACUUAUACCCGUCAAAAGGAUCGGCCAACACCAUCUUUAAAAUAGGAGGCCCAGACUAUCUGAACUCUUCACGCACCCGUUUUCGGUAUGGCCUUUUAUGUGGCUUUCACUCAAUCGGGAACCAAAUAUUUUUACCAUUCGGGUUUGAAAAAGUCGGAUACGAAUCGAUAGUGGGUUUAGAAGUUUCGUCGCUCGAAGGCAGCUUUUUUAGUGUACAAGUGACUCGAAACGGACGCGAUUUUUCUGACACUGGUAUCUUGUUUCAAUAUGUUCAUGCAACUUUGAAUGACGUGCAUCCAGUAAAAGUAAUGAAAAGCGGUGGAACGGUUGUAACGAUACGCGGCAGUGGAUUGUCAGACGGGUACUAUUGUCGCUCAAAUGGCCUUCCAAGCAUUCUGGUUGAAGGAGCAUCGACGUCUUCUGUACUGAUGAAGUGUGAAAUUUCCAUUAUGGAACAUGCAGAGCGCUCCACAUCUCGUAUUUUCAUUUCAGCAAAUCCAGAUCUUGGCCUGCUGUCCGAAGGCCAAACGCUCCACUUGCUAGAGGAAGCAAAAUAUUCGCGACUAUCUGAUCUCGAAGUGCAGCUCCAAGGGUCCCUCUUUACCGAUCAAUCGGCGUCUGUGUGGUGCAAACUGGGAAAUAUAUGUUCCUUGGGUCGGAUCAUAUCUGCGACGCGAAUGAGCUGCACGGAUCAAAUUCGGCAACGUGAAGGACGUCACUUGCAAAUAUCAAUGAAUCAGGAAAGCUUCACGAGGCGACUGACUGAGGCCAGCCUUGAAAACAAACGCGAUCGCGAAGAAGAAGAGCACCGCAUUUCCGAACGUAAGAGUCGAGUCGCCCUUUCGAGGUUCCUGGAUGCAGAGAGAGUAAUCAAUGCGAGAUACACGGCUAUUUCCAUCGCCAACACAAUGUUACAAUUUCAUCAUUAUUCUGACUCAUCAGUGUCGUUCACUUCUAUGUUGCCGCCAACCAUCGACUCUCUUAAUCCAGCCGUUGGGACGUUUGGAGGCGCUCAUAUGACCUGGUUGACUGGCAAAAAUUUUGCAAGUUCAUUAAUAAAUGAUGAUGUAUACAAGUUGCACUGCUCAUUUGGGAAUAUAUCUCAAUCUGCCCGUUUCAUAUCAUCAUCAAUCGUCACUUGUGAUGUUCCCAUGGUGCUAAAGCAUGGUUCGGUUGAUCUCACGAUAUUGUCCUCAUCGACAUCGUCGGGUGUCCGAACAGAGGCCGGUUUACACUACACACUUCUCGCCCGUGCUCUUGUAGGAUCACUUGCACCAAAACGGGGAACUGCGAGGGGUGGUACCGUACUUCAUCUACGUGGAUCUGGGUUUUUCAACUCAUGGGAUUUGAGGUGCAAGUUCGGAAGUAUUCAAGUUAACAUUGCAUAUGUGAGUGAAGCCGAAAUACGGUGCUUUUCACCUUCACGAGCUCACGGGGAAUCCGACAUGCAAGUCAUCCUCAGCGGUCGACAUGUUUGCGGCGCGUCGGCGUACAUGUUUGUUGUAUAGCGAACAAAGCGCACUGAUGAAGCCCCCAGUAUUGAAGAGAUUGAAACCGGCCUUUACACGUACAUGACAUUUCAUUCGCAACAAGAAUAUAGGUCAGACACGCUAACAGUGGCUGCUGGAAACUAAAUCUAUAGCGCACUGAUGUGUGCAGCUCACUGCUGUUGACUGGCGCUUGUGUUUGAGUUGCUAUUGCACUGAAAACCCUUCUUUAACUGCGUGUCAUGUAGCUCCAGAAUCAAUAUCAUUCGCCUGAUGCUUCAUAAA
Messenger RNA from Micromonas commoda, 2105 nucleotides. RefSeq lists its product with no specific name. The record is from RefSeq and is a predicted model, not a curated record. NCBI's taxonomy places the organism in Eukaryota, Viridiplantae, Chlorophyta, Mamiellophyceae, Mamiellales, Mamiellaceae. The transcript is spliced from 13 exons. Bases 207 to 1841 code for a protein of 544 amino acids.